Erigeron canadensis is the source of this 2423-nucleotide messenger RNA. RefSeq names its product exocyst complex component SEC10a-like. The transcript is spliced from 24 exons. Bases 1 to 2412 code for a protein of 803 amino acids. Gene Ontology annotation, cellular component: cytoplasm; exocyst. Lineage: Eukaryota; Viridiplantae; Streptophyta; Magnoliopsida; Asterales; Asteraceae. Gene Ontology annotation, biological process: exocytosis; Golgi to plasma membrane transport. The record is from RefSeq and is a predicted model, not a curated record.
AUGACAGAGAGUGCUCAAGAUGAAAGCAACAGUGAUGGGGGGCCGAAAUCAAGCUCUGAAUUACUUGAUUUAGAUAUCGAAAACUUCAAGGGGGACUUCUCAUACGAUGCUUUAUUUGCAAAUACUGUAAAUGGGCUGUUGCCAUCUUUUAUAGAAGAAGAAGAUACCGACGGGGUUGUUAAUAAUAAUACAACUAAUGAUUUGCCUAGCGGGAAGUCUGCACACGGGCUAUCAAGUCCCUUAUUUCCUCAAGUAGACACUUUAGUCUUAAUCUUUAAGGAUUCUUGUACCCAGUUACUUCAACUGCGGAAACAGAUUGACGGAAGACUACAAACACUUAAAAAGGAUGUUAUUUCACAAGACUCAAAACAUAAGAAGACACUUGUUGAGAUAGAAAAGGGUGUAGACGGAAUAUUUAAAAGUUUUGCAAGAUUGGAUACACGUAUCUCCAGCGUUGGACAGACAGCUGCUAAGAUCGGGGAUCAUUUGCAGAGUGCAGAUUCACAGCGGGAGACUGCUAGCCAGACCAUGGAGCUCAUAAAGUACCUCAUGGAAUUCAACAGUAAUCCAGGCGACCUGAUGCAACUUUCCUCGCUGUUUUCAGAUGACAAGCGUGUAGCCGAGGCUGCAUCAAUUGCACAAAAAUUGCGUUCCCUUAUAGAGGAAGAUAUUGGAAGACAUGGUGCAACAAUGCAUUCUGUUCCAGGAAAUGUAAGUGCUAGUAAAGGAUUGGAGGUUGCGGUUACCAACCUGCAAGACUACUGCAAUGAAUUGGAGAACAAGUUGUUGUCUAGAUUUGAUUCUGCAUCUCAGAGAAGAGAAUUGAAUAAUAUGGCAGAGUGUGCAAAAAUCCUUUCACAGUUUAACAGAGGUACCAGUGCCAUGCAACAUUAUGUGGGUUUACGGCCGAUGUUUGAUUUAGAGGUCAUGAACGAAGACUCUAGGUUGGUUCUUGGCGACCAGGAUUCUACACCUGAUCCAGUUAAUGUCAAUCUUGCACUAUCAGAACUGUACAAACAAAUAACAGACACUGUUCGAAAAGAAUCUGCCACCAUCAGGGUUGUAUUCCCUUGUCCCAACGAUGUCAUGUCAAUAUUGGUUCAGAGAGUAAUGGAGGACCGAGUUCCUAAUCUUCUAGAGAAGCUAUUAGUAAAACCAUCCAUAGUAAAUCCACCAAUGAUGAAACAAGGUGGCUUAUUGCUAUAUCUUAGAAAGCUAGCUGUGGGAUAUGAAAGAACGCAGGAACUUGCCAGAGAUCUCCGCAGUGUGGGAUGUGGGGACUUGGAUGUUGAAGGCCUAACAGAAGCCCUGUUUCUUGAGCACAAAGAUAUAUACCUCGAGUGUGAACGAGCCUCUUUGAGACAACUCUACAAAGCAAAGAUAGAGGAACUGCAUGCCGAGGGCCAGCUAUCAUCCAAAGGGGCUUUAAUAUCUGUUACAGUGGUAACAGAGUUUGUGAAUUGGAAUGAAGAAGCAAUAUCAAGAUGCAAAUUGUUUUCACCUCAGCCUGCUAUUCUUGCAGCCAAUGCCAAAGCUGUGUUUACUUGUCUUCUAGACCAAGUCAGGCAAUAUACAACAGAAGGGCUUGAAAAAUCCAGAGAUGGCCUAAGGGAAGCCGCUUCUCAGAGGGAGAGGUUUGUGCUAGGUCGAAAAAUGGCUUCCGGUGCUGCUUCUGCUGCAGAAGCUGCAGGUGCUGCUGGUGAAAGCAAUUUUAGAUCUUUCAUGAUUGCCCUACAAGGCUGCGGAAGCAGUGUGGCUAUAAUUCAGCAAUACUUUGUUAAUACUGUUUCAAGGCUUCUGUUACCCGUGGAUGGUGCGCAUGCUGCUUCCUGCGAGGAAAUGGCAACAGCUAUGUCCAGUUCAGAAAAUUCUGCAUGUAGAGGACUCCACCAGUGCAUUGAGAUAGUUAUUGCUGAGGUAGAGAGGUUGCUUUCAGCUGAGCAAAAGGCGGCCGACUAUAAGUCACCAGAUGAUAGUCUCCUUGCAGAUCCUCGGCCUACAGUUGCAUGUACAAGAGUUGUAGCAUAUCUCUCCCGCGUGCUUGAGUCAGCAUUCACCGCACUCGAAGGUCUAAACAAACAAUCUUUCCUAACUGAAUUGGGAAAUCGCUUGCACAAAGCUCUGACUAAUCACUGGUUGAAAUUCUCUUAUAAUGCCAGUGGAGGACUGAAGCUAAAACGUGACAUCACCGAAUAUGGGGAUUUCCUACGAAACUUCAACACUCCUACAGUUGACGAGAAACUUGAAUCAUUAAGCAUUAUGGCCAAUAUCUUCAUUGUUGCCCCUGAAAGCUUGUCAAGUCUGAUUGAAGGCACACCAAGCAUCCGUAAAGAUGCCCAAAGGUUCGUUCAACUCAGAGACGACUAUAGAAGUGCAAAACUAGCAUCAAAGCUUAGUUCGGUAUGGAAUUAACCGAACCCGGC